UUGUGAAGACGCUUAAAACAUUCUUUGGGGAAUUAUAAGAAAUGAUGUGAUUCCAUGGUUUUUUAAGCAGUCGAAAAGUUUUCGACAUAAUACUUCACUUUCAAAUGAUUUUUUUAAUCUUUCUGUUAUUAAUUAAAAGCCGCCACACCAGAACUUUACCAGGCAACAUACGCAUCAAGUCAGCUACAUUAUUAUGAUCGAAGUUAUUGUAAACGAUCGUCUUGGAAAAAAAAUAAGAAUUAAAUGUAAUCAAGAUGAUACUGUUGGGGAUUUGAAAAAAUUAAUUGCUGCUCAAAUAGGAACGCGAGCAGAUAAAAUUCGCCUUCAAAAAUGGUAUAAUGUGUUAAAAGAUCACUUGUCGCUUGAUGAUUACGAAGUUCACGAUGGUAUGGGUUUGGAAUUAUACUAUAACUAGUUACCGAUAUUCCCUUUAUCGUCACAAAGGUAGAGACUAGUGGUUUUGUAUAUUAGUAUUAUUUAUCAAGUAAAAGUUUUUUAAAAAAAACCUAUUGCACUUUGGCAAAACAAAGGCAUCUAUAGUUUAAAAAUUCAAUGAAACACGUUAAGACCUAUUGGUGACUG
Messenger RNA from Hylaeus volcanicus, 582 nucleotides. RefSeq lists its product as uncharacterized. Gene Ontology annotation, biological process: mRNA splicing, via spliceosome; protein modification process. The record is from RefSeq and is a predicted model, not a curated record. The transcript has 3 exons. Lineage: Eukaryota; Metazoa; Arthropoda; Insecta; Hymenoptera; Colletidae. The coding region runs from base 194 to 415 and encodes 73 amino acids. Gene Ontology annotation, cellular component: cytoplasm; nucleus. Gene Ontology annotation, molecular function: protein tag activity; protein binding.